AUGGUCGUUCGAGUCUUUUACGACGCAAAGUGCUACACGUUCAGCUCUUGCCUGGACGGUUCUAACGUUGGCGCCGACUGGGAAAGCAUCAAGAGGCAGGCGAUCGUGCUUUACGAAAAGGAGCAGUGUCAAGGAAAGAAGCUCAUCAGCCACACUCUCCCCAAAGGACAUGUUAUGUUCCCAUCCGACAAAGGUGCCAAGUCGUUCAUGGCCUGGGAGGAAGAAGUGUACCCGACGAAUGGCAUCGAGCACGAGUGUCGGCGAGCGAUUCUCAACAUGACAGGCAACUCGUCUGAGAGCGCUGGAGUUGUUCGGCUAUCGUAG
This is a messenger RNA of Phytophthora sojae, 324 nucleotides long. RefSeq lists its product as hypothetical. NCBI's taxonomy places the organism in Eukaryota, Oomycota, Peronosporomycetes, Peronosporales, Peronosporaceae. The transcript has a single exon. The record is from RefSeq and is a predicted model, not a curated record. Bases 1 to 324 code for a protein of 107 amino acids.